Molecule: messenger RNA, 1735 nt
Organism: Culicoides brevitarsis
Lineage: Eukaryota; Metazoa; Arthropoda; Insecta; Diptera; Ceratopogonidae
Gene: NtR
Product: acetylcholine receptor subunit beta
Exons: 4
Coding region: 10-1728 (572 amino acids)
Biological process (GO): monoatomic ion transport
Cellular component (GO): membrane
Molecular function (GO): extracellular ligand-gated monoatomic ion channel activity
Source: RefSeq, a predicted model, not a curated record
AUCAUCAUCAUGUUUUGGAUUUUAAUUUUUUACACAAUUUCUCUGAGUGCCAUUUGCGGAGCUGCAGGAGGCAAAUACAACAUUACGUACGAGCAACUUGAUCGCUGCAAGGAAUACGAUGCCGUCAAUGGUUACAACUAUCGCACUUAUUUCCAUUUGAGCGAUUUGAAGCACGCAACGCCCAAAGAUGAGGAACUCGUAAAUAUCAAUCUCGUCAUUUUGGGGACAAAAGAUGCUCAUAUCUUGCUGACGUCGAGCAAGGACGAUGUUAAUGCACCUGUUUAUGAAAUUGUCAUCGGAGCGGGCAGCAAUACUUUCUGUGAGAUUCGCAAAAAACGCAAAACGGGUCCGCUGAAGAAUAAACGCGUUCAAGUGUUAUCGCCAAUUGAUCCGGUCCCGCUUACGAUAAGAAUAACAAGAUCUGGUAUAAUUGAAGUUACAAUCCGCGGAGACAUUCUCCCAUUAAUUUCAGCAGAAGAUACUCAACCAAUCACAGAUCUAAAGUACAUUUCAUUCAGUUCUUGGGGUUCAACGAGCAUCAGAUUCUUCUACGAUUGUCCAGAUUUCUCAUCAGGACAAGAAUUAACGCCAGAAGAGCCUCCAAUGACAACACAAGAGAAAUUAAUUCAAAAAAUCUUCAAAAAUUACGACAUUUUUACACUUCCCCAAUUGCAGGAAGAGGUAAUGAUCGAUUCUUUCACGAUCAAAAGUGUCAAUUACGACGAAAAAAAGAGCCUUUUAACGUCGCGUGUCAACAUCAAGUUAAGCUGGAACGAUUCUCGUCUCAUGUGGGAUCCCGAAGACUUCGAAAGCAUCAAAGGAAUCCGAAAUCCCAGCAAGGGAAGUUUCUGGAAACCCUCUUUGAUGCUCAUGAAUGGCGCUCUCGCUGCUUUCAAGGACUUGGAUAUUCAAUACAGCUUCUCAGUCAAUCACGAUGGAACGGUAAAUGCGGAAUCCAAAGAUUUUGAAAUCAAUACUUUGUGUUUCCCUCAAAGGAGUUUCGAGCGACACGAUUGGCCCUUGUCGGAAAUGACAUGCAGCAUUCAACUUAUGACCCAAACGGAGUCCUUGGCGGGCUUUGAGAGCUCAAUUAAACUGAAAAUUGAGACAGAAAGUGCUUGGAUUGUCACCGCUGUUGCCGAAGACGACGAUUAUGUGGCGAAUCAUUUGCCAUUUAUCGAAUUUGAGAGAAUCGUGAGUCUCGAUGAACAGCCAAAAACGCAACGGAUGUGUGUCACGUACAAUUUGACGCUGAAACAGAACCAAGAAUACUUCCAAAUGUUGUUCCGAGUGCCGUUAUUCGUCUCAAUUGCAUGUCUUGCUUUGUCAACUGUCACAAGAAAAAUGCUGAGAUUCAGUUUUAUCUCCGUUGGAUUCCUAAUUUUGUGUUUUUCGUUCAUUUCGUUAUCGGAUAACGCUCCAACUUUUUACAAAUCCACGUUUGCAAUUCAUCACGAGACCCUGAUGUAUCUUUCGUUGGUGAGUCUCGUACUUGCCAUUGUCAAUAUUUGGUGUUUUGAGUAUCCGCCAGAUACAUUACCGCCCUUGUGGAUGGGACAAGUUGUUAAUUUUCAUUGGCUUCGAAUAUUUUUGGGACUUCAAAAUACAGGAGGUUACGAUUUCCUUCAAAAGCGAAAACUUGCAUGGCAAGAAUUAGAUGAGGUCCUUGAUCGUUUGUGGCUUCUUUCAAUUAUUGUUUAUGGCACUAUUUGUAUGUCUACUGCAUAAAUUUGAU